CUGUUGCACGCCGUUCCUUCACACACGCGUGGGUGAGAGCAGAGGGGAGAUGACCGCACAGCCGAGGUGGGGUCUCCGGCAGUAGAGGAGCCUGUAGCACAAUGAGAUGGUGUGGAGGUCAGAAGAAGUGAUUUAGACAAAUAUAUGGGAGGAAAUCACAGACCGCUCUAGUGUAAUAUUGGUGAGAUUGCAUAAAUUGCAAAGAUGAAGUUGAAGUUGUUCACAAGUUGGAUUUUCAGAGGAUGGAUAGUCUGCCUACUUCUGCUAGUGAAUGCCAAGAUGGGAGAGUCCAAAGCAACAUGUAAGAAUGACCAAUAUCCAAUGGAGUCCAGAUGCUGCAGCAAGUGUGGACCAGGUACUCGCCUGUUUCUUGAGUGCACAGAGACCAAAGACACUGUAUGUGUCAAAUGUAACGCUGAUGAAUACCAGUCGGGUUGGACCACAAAGACAAGCUGUACCCCGCAGAAGUACUGUGACCCAGGCAAAGGGUUUGUGCAAAGGCCUCAGAACCUGGUGGCAGAAGAACCCUGCCCUUGCCGCCCAAACUUCAGAUGCUCUCCAAUCAACUGUGAGUACUGUGAGGUGAUCCCCACCUGCUCCCCUGGGUCUGGACUGGAAACGAUGAUUGACGGAAAGAAGGAUUGCCUUCCCUGUAAGAAAGGAUUCUUCUCCAAUGAAGACAGUGAGGAUAAGUGCAAGCCAUGGACAAAUUGUAAGGCUCUGGGCAGGACUGAGAUCCAAGCUGGCACCGCUGAAGCUGAUGCAGAGUGUGGACCACCUGUGUCUAGUGCAGCUCCUUCCUGGGUAAUAGUUUCAGUGCUGUCUGUGAUCACUGUUCUCUGCCUCCUUAUCCUCCUUCUCUUCUGCUACAAAGACAAGAUGAAACUACUGUCAGUAAAUCUGCGAUCCUGUGUCCAAAAUUUGAAGAGAACAAGGAUCCAACAAGAGACUGGAGGACUCCCCAAAUGCACAAAUCCAUGUGAAACCACUAAACUCGUCUGUCAAGUCCCCCUCACCCCAACUGACGACUCCCUAUACCCCACCGCUCUCCCUGCCAAAGACCCCCUCCCCUGCACACUGGAGGUGAUGGAGAGGGAAGCAUCUCGGGAGAAGACCAACUCUGUAGAUCUGAGUGAGGGGUCUGGAGAGCCCGAGGAAGUAUCGGAGGAUGAGGGGGAGAUGGUGAUCGCGCCGACAGCUUCGUGCGGGUGUGUGCCUUCUGUGCAAGAGCCUCUGGAGGUGGGGGAGAAUGAAGACUGUAGCCAGGCCGUAGAUCCUGGCUCUUUUGGGACAUGCUGCUGUGGAGGGUCAGAGGGAGAGGACAGAAAGAAAGACACUGAUAGAGGGAUUAAGACAGAUUUUGUGACUGGACUUCUAUCUGUAGUAUCCCUUUCGUCAUCUCACCCUGAAAUCUGCCUGCCCCUGUCCAAAGCUGACACUAAAAUAGCCUUAAAAACGGACAACUUAAAACUAGAAGAGCCAUACAAACUGAAAUGCUUAGAAUCUACUUCCAUAGACAAUAACAACAGCGUAACAUCAGCAGUGAGCUCAGUGGGUCCGCUGAUCACCUCCUCUUUUGCGGGAGAUCUUUAUCAAGACAAACCAGAGCCCACCAGCCUGGGACCCUCCUGUGACGACAAGGGCCCAAACAAGUUCUCAUCUGGGGAUUGCGAAAUCGAGUGUUCCCCAGAGAGUCUCCAAAGUCAGCUGGUGGAGCCAACUAAUACCUCAGGUCAAGUGUCUGGAAAUCACAACACCACCUUCAUCUCCAGUGGCCAGGUGAUGAACUUCAGUGGUGAUGUCAUUGUGGUUUAUGUCAGUCAAACAUCGCUUGGCAAUGAGGAGGCGGGACCAGACGACGCUUUUGGGAGCCCUGUACAAGAACAAGCCAAUGAGACUGGCACGUUUUUCCAGAGCAGCUCAACCCAGGACUCAUUUACCCAAAGCACUUUGCAGGAGCAGACUCUGCCAGUCCAGGAAAUGAUGGAUGAACGAGCACCAGAAAAGAGGAAAGGGACAAAAUAGCCAUCUCAGAUUUCAAACCGUAUCAUUGCAGUUUUUAGUGUGCAGAGGUUCUCUCAUUAAGGCCUGGACAAUAGCCACACUUCAGCACAGGUGCAUUCUAGAGGGGAGUAUUUUUAUAUGGAAACUCCCAUCUCCACUGGGGAUUUUUCUGCAGAAGUAAGGGUGGAAAUUAUUGCAGGUCUUAAUACAAAGUUUUAAAAAAUGUACCUGGCUUUUGACCAUGCGGAUAUCAGGUUUUCUGUUCAGAUCCACUGUGUGGAAAUGUGGUGUGUCUUUCUGAAAUACACAUACAAAAUAUUUUUUGUUCUUUUACUUUUGGACCAAAGAGGUGCAGUACAGGGAAUAUUCAGUUAAAAUGAAUCUUUGUUGGUUUUCAGGGUCAAAAGUGUUCAAGAGAGUUUUAAGAUUGAAGUUCAUGGUUUGAAACUAUGCCUCUUUAAUGUUUGUCGAUCACUUUUCUCAUUGUACUUUAAGUGCAGUUUGUGUUUCAGAAAUGCUAUGCAUUUGAUAAGCUAUUUUACUACUGGUUUGUUUUGUUGAAAUGAUGACAUUUGUUUUUUUUGUAUUCAACUUUAAUGAAGACGAUUUUAAAAUGUGGAGUUUUAAAUAAUUAUAGCAGAUAAAAUUAAUUUGUGAUAAUUGCUGUAUAUACUUCCAAAGACAUAUCAUAUAAUUGUGAGACAAUAAUGAAAAAAGAAAUUUGUACAUAUCAAUUUUCUGCAGUAAAUGACUGAAAAAAUAUUGA
This is a messenger RNA of Boleophthalmus pectinirostris (great blue-spotted mudskipper), 2770 nucleotides long. It is a transcript of the gene tnfrsf11a, whose product is annotated as tumor necrosis factor receptor superfamily, member 11a, NFKB activator. Gene Ontology annotation, biological process: positive regulation of bone resorption; ossification; multinuclear osteoclast differentiation. Lineage: Eukaryota; Metazoa; Chordata; Actinopteri; Gobiiformes; Gobiidae. Bases 205 to 2025 code for a protein of 606 amino acids. The record is from RefSeq and is a predicted model, not a curated record. Gene Ontology annotation, cellular component: external side of plasma membrane. The transcript is spliced from 10 exons. Gene Ontology annotation, molecular function: cytokine binding; tumor necrosis factor receptor activity.